ACUUCGGCACAGUCGCAGAGCAGCAGCACACAGAGGUGACAGCACUGAGACACUGAGCCAGAUUUCUCUGUGACAUUUGUGUUGCUGUUCAAUAAGAAGAAAAAAUGGGGAAACUUUUUCUGUUUUUCCUCGUUUUUGCUCUCUGUCUGUGUGGAACUUUUCAAAAGAACGGGAGAGGGAGAGGGAGAAACAAAGUGCAGAGGAACAGCUCGGAGCCUAAGCCUGAGGUUGCUGUGCCCAGAACUUUUAUAGCAGACCCAAUCAUUCAGACCAACUUCUUUUCUGUCCUAAAUGGGACACAGGCUCCCCUUUCAUCCUACUCCCCUCCAGCUCUGCAGUCUCUAAGCAACUAUGCAGCUGGAUACCUCCACGGCCCUCUGAGCACGCGGGUCAUCCCAAUUAUUUAUAUGUUGGCUGUCGCAAUCGGGAUCCCAGCCAACGUUGCCAUUUUGUGCAUGCUGGCUACUAAAAUUAGGAAGGUGUCUUCGGCCAUCCUGUACUGCAGCCUGGCCGUCUCCGACCUCCUCCUCCUCCUCUCCCUCUUCUUCAAGGCCCAUUACCAUUUCCAUGGAAACCACUGGGUGCUUGGAGAGGCUGCAUGUCGAGUGGUCACCGCCUGUUUCUAUGGCAACCUGUACUGCUCGGCCCAGACGCUAGCCUGCAUCAGCAUCAAGCGCUACCUGGCUGUGGUGCACCCAUUCAUGUACAAGACUCUCCCCAAGAGGACAUUCACUGGCUGGGUCAGCGUGGCCGUGUGGGGGAUGUUUGUUGCCGCCAUGGUACCCGAGCUGCUUGUCCAGCAGAGUUAUUGGCUCCCUGAGGUGGACCGCAUCACCUGCCAUGACGUCCUACCUCUGCACCAUGACUCUCAUGUCUUCCUGCUCUACUACAACCUGUUUCUGACUGUCUUCAGCCUCCUGCUGCCGCUGGUGAUCACCAUAGGGUGCUACAUCCGAAUAGUGUGCGAGCUCAACCGAUCACACCUCGACUGGGUGAUGUACAUCAAGGCCAGCUCACUAGUAUUUGUCAUCUUCCUGGUGUGCUUCACCCCCGCUGGAGUCCUGCAUUUCCUCCAUUAUGUGCAGCUGUCUGCAGAUGGAACGGAGAGUUUGUACGUGCACUUUAAAGUGGCGGUGUGUUUGUGUUGCAUCCAUGCCUGCCUGGACCCCUUCCUCUUUGUGCUCAUGUCCAAGUCUGCAGGCUCCAGGCUUUACUUCAGCCCCUUUAAAGGCAAGACCCUGAGCCUGUCCAUCUAAAAGAGACCUACGUGUUACCAAAAACUGGUUUACAUUUUGCAGCAGAUGAAGAGGGAGACUUUCUCUGUGGCUGGAAUCCAAAGAGAAAGCAAAAGGACCUCAAGUUUAUUUAUGAUAAGCAAGCAUGGGACAGAUGUUGUGUUGCAUUAAAACUUGGAAAACUGGAUCAGCAACACUUUUUUUGUGCUGCAUUCAGAUGCCUCUCACAAAUAAUUAAACCCUCAAAAUCAGAGCAAAUUGGUUUGCUGUCUUCUGAAAAUAUGGGGGAGAACACAAUGAGCAACUUGGAAAGAACUGUUGGGGAAUUAUUUUUUGAAAAAGAGCUAGGGAGAAAUUCAGCAAUACAC
Messenger RNA from Plectropomus leopardus (leopard coralgrouper), 1603 nucleotides. Its product is annotated as proteinase-activated receptor 3. The record is from RefSeq and is a predicted model, not a curated record. Gene Ontology annotation, cellular component: plasma membrane. Gene Ontology annotation, molecular function: thrombin-activated receptor activity. NCBI's taxonomy places the organism in Eukaryota, Metazoa, Chordata, Actinopteri, Perciformes, Serranidae. Gene Ontology annotation, biological process: positive regulation of Rho protein signal transduction; blood coagulation; thrombin-activated receptor signaling pathway.